GCGUCAUUGUUUUGACACAUAGCGCGUACCCAUUGUCGUUUGAACUGAAAAAUAGGUCUUUCAGUAAGGCUUUACUAAAAUCCGCCAGCCUAUUUGCAGUGAUCUUAACAUCAAGGCUACGAGAAUCGAACUCGAUUUGUAAAAAUAUCUAAAGGUGUGCGUCUAGUAUCAUGUCCAGCCGCCAAAGUGUAAAACGGCGACGAACGUCGGAUUACGAGGACGCCGAUUUUUUAACGGAGAAGAAAUCAACGAAACGAUCAAAAAGAACUACGGAAUCUGCCAGUACUAGCAAAAGUAGUAUGUCACCUGAUUCUGGAGAUGACACUGGAGACUGGUCCUCAUAUGAACAAACUCUAAACAGGCCAACAAGGGUACGGAAGAAAUCGGCAAAGCUGCUGGAAGCUGAGAACAUUGAUCAUGAUUUUGAAAAAUGGAAAAGCUCAGUUGCCAGUAGUUUUCCCAGCACUGAUGUAUAUGCAGAAAUUGAUGAAAGAUCAAGCAGUAAAAAAGACAGUAGGUAUAAAUAUUCAGAAGCCAAAAUUCCUGAUGUUAAAAUAACAUUGGGGAAAGAUAGAGAUGAUAAAGGAAGCAAGAAAUCAAAGGAUAAAAAAAAGAGAAGUGACAUUGAAGAGAGUUCGUUUUUGGAAAUGGAUUUUGAGGCUAGGCAUAAGUCCAAGAAAAGUAAGAAGAGUUUGCCAGCUCCGAUUCCUUCUAUUUCUGAAACAAGUUUCACGAGCAAAGAGAAGGAAAGUGGGAUUAAGUUAAAGCUGAUAUUGUCGCCAAAAGAGAAAGAAAAAGCCGAAGCCAUUUAUGAGAUUAGUUCUCCUGAAGCGGAUUUGCCAACAAGUUUGGAGAAGAGAAAAAAGAAAAAGAAAGAAAAAAUGCAAGCGAGAGCAAAGCUGAUUUUUGAGGAAGAUUUUGAUGUGCCGGAGAGUAAAAAGAAGAAGAACAAAAAAAAGAAACGGAGCAGCGAUGAGAGAGAGAUUGCAGAGUUGACUGCAGAAAUUGUUUCUGAUGCUGGUACGAAAGAAAAACUGUUAAAGAAAAAGAAAAAAAAAUCACACUCUGGGCAAGCCUCAAAUGGUUUCACUGAGCCAGAUGUGUUGCUUGAGUCCGAGCUUAUAAUUGAUGAGAAACCCACUAAAGAGAAGAAGAAGAAACAGAAGAAAGAGAAAAAAGAAAAGGAGAAAAAAAAAUCCAAAGACAAAAGCAAGGACAAAGUAAAAAUUAAACUCAAACUUAAUGAGAAAAAUGAUGAUAUGUUUGGUAUUGAUAGUGAAAGUCACUUUGAGAUGGCACAAUCUACGAUGCCAAGUAGUGAACUGUUUCCUAUGGGAUUAAAACCGCUCAGUGGAGAUGACGACACUUUGCAACAUUUGAAACAGCCGAGUACUGCCAAAAAGACCAGUAAACCACUAAAACCUAAGAAAGACAAAAAGGGGAAAAAACUGAAAGGUGACAAGAAAAAAGAUAAAAAGGAGAAAAAAGAAAAGAAACCGCUGUCCGCUUACAUGCUGUGGUGUAAUCAUUAUAGAUCUAAACUCGUGGCUGACAACCCUGGUAUAGACUUCUCCACGAUCAGCAAAAAACUUGGAGCAAUCUGGCACACACUGACGGAGAAAGAAAAAGCAAAAUGGAAGAGGAAGCAGAAAGCGCAGAAAACAAAACACAAAAAUGUUCCGAACCUGUCCAAGAAUCGGCAAGAGUUGAAAGAUAAGGCUGCAAAACAGAGAGGUACAAGUCCAGCCAGAAAGUCUGGCAGUCCAAUGAAGAGCAGUGAUGCUCACACUCAGCCCAUUGAUAUGGCUGCCCAUCUCAAGUUAUUGGGGGAAUCAUUAAGUCUAGUUGGCAACCGACUACAAGAACAUCAGGGUAACAUAGAAGUGCACGGUAGUUUAUCAGUGUUGUUGGAUUCCACACUAUGUGCCAUCACACCACUGGUUGGUUUAACAUCACAAGUUAAAGAAUUAGAUGGAUGUAUUCAGAAAACACAGGUUUCUACUCUUGAUAACAUUGCGUACAUCAUGCCUGGACUGUAGUCAGCAACAUUGGACUAUUCUUCAAACCGAUGUUAGUUACAACUAUCUCGUGAUAAAACUGAUGACAGUGCCAAGAAAGCGAAG
Saccoglossus kowalevskii is the source of this 2123-nucleotide messenger RNA. RefSeq lists its product as uncharacterized. The record is from RefSeq and is a predicted model, not a curated record. Lineage: Eukaryota; Metazoa; Hemichordata; Enteropneusta; Harrimaniidae.